Molecule: messenger RNA, 6983 nt
Organism: Megalopta genalis
Lineage: Eukaryota; Metazoa; Arthropoda; Insecta; Hymenoptera; Halictidae
Product: protein trachealess
Biological process (GO): regulation of transcription by RNA polymerase II
Molecular function (GO): RNA polymerase II transcription regulatory region sequence-specific DNA binding; protein dimerization activity; DNA-binding transcription factor activity, RNA polymerase II-specific
Source: RefSeq, a predicted model, not a curated record
UUCAUGGCCGAGCUAAAGGCUGCGCCACUCUCCGGGUCCGUCCAGCUGCAGCGGCUCGCGAGAGGAACCAACGGGAACACCUGUCUCCCCCGCGAAACCGUGAGCAUCCGGCGAGGACCGCGCCGGCGACGACGACGUCGACGUGUGAUAACGGCCGAUCGUUCCGCGAGGGUGUCCGGUAGGGCCGCGUUCCGGGGCCAGUGGCAGGCUCGCGGAGAGGCCGCCGGCUUCUCGUCUGGGCCCGAGAACAUGUGUCGGCGACAACAGUGUGUCUAGUGAUCCGUAGCAUCGGUCACCGAUCGUUCCGAUUGCGGCACGAGCGGCGUCCCGAUUGGUGAGCAGGCCUCUUGUGGGAAGGAUUGUUACACGGUGCGCGAUACACGUUCCGUUCGGUACUACAUGGUCGAUGUCGGCCGCAUAGUGCAAGUUCGCGAUAAUCAGAGACGCCGCGGCGCGGCGUGACCUUCCGCGACAGAGAAGAAGUGUUUGUUGUUUCCCGUGAACGGUCAGGCUGAGUCGACCCCAGUGAUCCAGGGCCACAGUGUUUCCACGGACGGGCAACAUCCACGUUCGUGGUGGAGGGCUGGCUGAUGCACCGCGGCGGCGGUGUCGCCGGAAGCGGUGCUGGUGGAGCCGCUGGUAUCGCCGGUGGAUCGGCCGGAAGUGGCGUGUUACCCGCCGCGGGCCACCGCGGACUCGAACUGGAACAUCCGUCGGCGAUGCCGGGUGCGCCGGGGUUCCACUGGGGGGCGAUGCUCGCGGGCCACCACGCGGCCGCCGCGGCGGGCAUGAUGCAGCCGCCCCUGUCCGCGGGGGGUGAGUACGCACCCGCGCCCGCUCAUCACGGGCCCACGCACCCCGCCAUGCCCAUGGACCUACACGUUCAUCAAGGAUUCCCCUACUACAGGUACCGAGAUGACGCUCUCUGUUGGACAGACAGGAAACCGUCCAUGGACGAUGUUGGAAACCCUACCUCUGUCAACGCACGAUUUGACGAGAGACACUACGCUUUCGAAAGUAUUCUGGAGUUGCGCAAGGAGAAGAGCAGAGAUGCUGCCAGAUCUCGACGGGGGAAGGAGAACUUCGAGUUCUACGAGUUAGCGAAAAUGCUGCCAUUACCGGCGGCUAUUACCUCCCAGUUGGACAAAGCCUCCAUAAUAAGGCUAAGCAUCUCGUACCUCAAACUUCGGGAGUUCUCGGGUCACGGAGACCCGCCAUGGAAUCGAGAUGGGCCUCCGCCAAAUAAACCUGUCAAAGGUGCAAAUCGAGGAAGGUCACCGGCAUCGGCCGCAGUGGACCACUUCGAGGUACAUCAAGGCACCCAUAUUCUUCAAUCGCUGGACGGCUUCGCGAUGGCGGUCGCCGCUGAUGGACGGUUCCUGUACAUAUCCGAGACCGUCUCAAUUUACCUUGGACUCUCACAGGUAGAGAUGACGGGAUCGAGCGUUUUCGAUUAUGUUCAUCAGCAAGAUCACGCGGAAGUCGCCGAGCAGUUGGGUCUCGGUUUAACGUCUACCAAUUCUUCUGGCCCACAUUCGUCUAGCUCCGGAUUAGCGUCGCCGAGCAGCGCAGCGUCCGAAGAGCACGGCUCGUCUUCCACUGCGAAUCCCGACGUGUCCUCGGUGAUGUCCUUGUCAGCCAGUGGUCUUUACAAAGGAUAUGAUCGAGCGUUCUGUGUCCGGAUGAAGUCUACGUUAACGAAACGGGGGUGCCAUUUUAAAUCUUCUGGAUAUAGGGUCGUACUGUUACUGUGCCGUUUGAGACCACAGUAUACGUUUAGCCAUACAAGAAAGUCUGCGCCGCCAUUGAUGGGCAUGGUUGGACUGGCAAUCGCACUUCCUCCGCCGAGUGUGCAUGAAAUUCGUCUUGAAACCGACAUGUUCGUCACUCGAAUUAACUUCGAUUUCCGGAUAGCACAUUGCGAGCCCAAAGUGUCCGAAUUAUUAGAUUACACUGCAGACGAAUUAACAGGGAAGAAUCUUUACACAUUGUGCCAUGGAGAAGAUGCGAACCGUCUUCGGAAGUCGCACAUCGAUUUAAUCCACAAGGGACAGGUAUUGACACAUUACUACAGGCUGAUGAACAAAAGCGGAGGAUACACGUGGCUGCAAACCUGCGCCACCGUUGUAUGCAACACGAAAAACGCGGAAGAGCAAAAUAUCAUCUGUGUCAAUUAUGUCAUAAGUGGACGCGAAUAUGAGAAUUUAAUCAUGGACUGUUGCCAAUUGGAAGACGGUGUGAUGGGUGUCAAGCGCGAGGACGCCGCUGGAAACGAUCCAGAGAAUGGAUCUCCGGACGCCGACAGAGGAGAAGGCAGAGGACGCGGCGGACCGCCGAACCAGCACCAAGAACACUCGCACAGGUCUCCGCCGGAGGACCGCGACGAGAACCGAGGUUCCGAGAACGACAAACGCGGCAGCAGGCACCACGACAUGGCGCAGCUGCAACAGGACUCCCAAACCAGCGUAGGGAACAUCAACACCCUGGUGGUGAAACUGCGCGGUCACAAGCGGAAGUUGCACGAGGACGACAGCAGCUCGAACGAGGAGGAAGAGGACGAGGAGGAGUCGACGACGAAGGUGGCAAGCAACGAGAGAAACCACGCUCUCAGCCCGGCUCCCUCGAACCACUCGAUCUCUGGCGGCGAUCAGGCGCUCUGUUCGUCCAGCCCGAAGUCGAGACGCGUGGAGGACAGAGCGACCACCGCGGACAGCACCGGCACCUCGGUGAAGGACCUCGAGCAAGCGAUGUCCAAGCAUCUUCCAGUGACAAACCUGAACAAGGCCCACUCGCCGACGCUCCAUCAGCCGACGGACUUCAGCACGGACGCGCUGCUGAAGCAGCAGCAGCAGAGGAGCACGAUACAGUGGAUCGGCGCGCACCAUCAUUUGGGACACCUGAGUCCCCAGCAAUCAGCCACUGCCCCGUUGCCAGCCUCGGCCUUGCUGCGACAACUGUACGCCAAUAGGGAGAGCGUGAUACGCGCGAACGUCCACGGAAUCACUUCGAGCGGCAGCACUCGGACCCCUUCGUCGGGUGGAACUUACUAUACCGGGGAUGCAACCCCCAGCGGACCUCUGCCCACUCCGCCGGGCUCGGAAGGGUCCAGCACCUACGGCGAACACCAGUUCGUCCUGGGCACGCACAAUCAGAAAGGCGCAACCGGGACGAGUUGCGCCGACGCCUUCACCAGUUUGGUGUCCUCCUAUUCCACAGCGAGCGGUUACACGGUCGACUAUCAUUCCGCCAUGACACCGCCGUCCUCCGUGUCGCCCCGGGACAAGCAGCAGCAACAACAACAGCAGCAACAGCUUCAUCCCGUGAACGUGAUCAGCAAUUACGAAGGGUCUUCCGCUUACACCGAUCCGGUGCUACGCCAUCAGUACGAGCCGACGCAACCUUUGCCCCUGAAGCCGCAAGUGUACUCGGCCGCAGUUCAUCCGAGCGCGUUGGACGCUGCCGCGGCGUACGCCUCCGCGGGGCUCACCGAGCAGACGCAGUUCUAUCAUCAUCCAGCGGCCGGCGCCGGCUUCCACAUCUACCAUCCGACUAACAAAUCGACGACGAACGGCUGGUACAGUUCGACGUCCUAGUGGCGUAGUCCCGUGCGCGACACUCGUGUACUUAAGUAACUGAAAUCGAGCCCAAAGCCCUCACAUGCAUAUCAGUGAUAUCGUAUUCACCUCGACGUCUCUGUAACCAUCUCCCAUUGUGUUCCCUUUGUACGUUUUUUCUUUUCAGAAUUUCUCUUUCCUGUCCGCGUGUCGUUCGCGAACGGUGGGGGUUCGCAAGUGACGAAUAAAAUGCGUGCGAUGUAACACGUGCGUACUAAUUUUGUUGGCGCGAUUACGUUCGUUUCGUCAGGAUGAUGGUUGCCAGGAUUCUGUUCUGCGAGAGUUUCUGUAUCCUCUGCAAACGAGAUUGAAGGUAUUAACGAGGCACACCAAUUUGUAGGUACUGUACGAUACGUAAAGUGGCAUCUUAGGGUGUGCCGAUACCGAGGGAAUGUAAAGUAUCUUUGACCCUUAGCGCGAUCAUGCUGUGCGUUGAAUCUCAAUUAACCCCUUGCUGUACAAUUUUCUUCGUUGUUGCAACGAUCAGAAGUUUUUCGAUUGUAAUAAUUUCUAACAAGAAAAAGAAAACGAUUUAUAUUUAUUGCGUGUCUGAAAUACAUUUACUGAAAUGUUUAAACAUCGAUUACAAGAAGUCGGGAUUUUGUUUAAACUGAAAAGAACGGAACAGUAUUCAUACUGGACAAGUUGUUGCUAGAAGUUUUUCAGAAGUUUCUCGAUUGUAAUAAUUUCUAAGAAGAAAAAGAAAACGAUUUAUAUUUAUUGCGUGUCUGGAAUGCAUUUACUGGAAUGUCUAAACAUCGAUAACAAGAAGUCGGGAUUUUAUUUAAACUGAAAAGAACGGAAUAGCAUUCAUACUGGACAAAUUGUUGCUAGAAGUUUUUCAGAAGUUUCUCGGUUGUAAUAAUUUCUAAGAAGAAAAAGAAAACGAUUUAUAUUUAUUGCGUGUCUGGAAUGCAUUUACUGGAAUGUCUAAACAUCGAUAACAAGAAGUCGGGAUUUUAUUUAAACUGAAAAGAACGGAAUAGCAUUCAUACUGGACAAAUUGUUGCUAGAAGUUUUUCAGAAGUUUCUCGGUUGUAAUAAUUUCUAAGAAGAAAAAGAAAACGAUUUAUAUUUAUUGCGUGUCUGAAAUGCAUUUACUGGAAUGUUUAAACAUCGAUGACAAGAAGUCGGGAUUUUAUUUAGACUGAAAAGAACGGAACAGCAUUCAUACUGGACAAGUUGUUGCUAGAAAUCUCCAUCGCGUGACAGACUCGUCAAAGUAUGCCAAGGGGUUAAUGUCGCACUGUGGUACUUUCUCCCAAAAUGUUGACUACAGUUCAUAACUUCGUACGUUUUUUUAAGAAUAACGAUACUCUUACGUUCUCGAGAUUACUGCAUUGGAAUACAUUUAGAGGGAAGUGGAAACCUUACGUUUCAUAUGAUAUAUUUCAACGGUAAAAUAUUCUACAAACGCUAUAUCCAAGCAUUCUCUUUCGAGAAUUACAACUUUGGUCAACUUUUUAGGAAAAAGUAAGACCGCGUGUCGUAACGCGUUUUCGUCCCGAAAUUAGCGUUCAAUGUCCAACCUUGUCUUUGUUGUUAGCCCCUUCUAUUUUAAGCCUAAUUCCGGCGAAAACGCGCUCGUCUAAAUUGUGAUCUCCCCUCGUCCGACACAUGUUCAUUUUCUCCCCUCACCCGUCCCCCGAAUCUCCAGCCCUUCACCCCAUCUUUUCUUGUUCCUCUCGCUCCUCCAUUUCUUCUUCAUCGAACUCAGCGAUUGUACGCGCGCAUCCAAUGUGCCAACCGGACUGUAAAGAGAAAAAGAAGAAGAAGAAACGAAACGAAGAAACACUAAAGAAAUCGCUGCUCUCUAUCUCGACUAUGUAGAACGACUUAUUGUAAUAUAACAAAAUAAAUUAUUAUGUAUGUUGACAAUUCGGAGAUAUUCGCGUGAACGUGAAGAGAGAAAGAGAGAGAUAGGUGUUUACCGAUGACCGCCGUGCGUGUUCGAAACGAAGAAAAGCGACGGAACGACGUCGACGAAGACGACGACGACGACGACGACGAUGACGAUGUGUGACGCUCAAUGAGGAUGAAACGUUGAAACGAGGAUAACUAUUUAGUAUAGUUGCGGCUCGCGUGGCGUGGGUCAGUCACGCGGCAUGGGGUAACGAAGGGGGAAAAUAAAACAGGCAGACAUACACACACGUACUCGCACACGCACACACGCGCACACACUGAAGAGAACAAAAGACAUUUUAUCAGCGUUAUUGCUGAACCAGCGUGGUUGUUUAGCGAUAAUUACUCGAGAAGCCGUACUUGUCGUAAUUUUUUAUACUGUAACAUUUUGUUGCGUGGAAUACGGAAUGACUUUAGUGAAGUCGACAGUGCAAUCGUUACGAGUUUUAUGCGUUAAUUUAAGAGGAUCGAAUUAGAGAUAACAGGCAAAAAAAUGACGAUGUUUAUCUUGCUUUAUAAUGAGGAUGAGAGAGUGAGAGGGAGAGAGUGAGUGAGUGUGUGUGAGAAAAAGAGAAAAAGAAAGAAAGAAAGAAAGACGAGAAGCGGACGUUUCUCGACGCGAGAAUAUGUAACAUUAUCGAAAGAAAUCGCUAUCUCUACUAGUAUUGAAGUACGUUGUUUGGACUUGUUAACUUAUUUCGCCGCUUAUCAUUUCGCGUGCCGAUCGUUGCUCGUUGAUAACUCUCUGUUUUCUUGAGAAUCGGUAUAUCGUUUGCUCUCAGUGUCCAUACAUAUCAGGCAGUUUCAUUUGGUGACAAAUGAUAUCACUACCUCACGGAGUAAAUUAACUUGCAAUGAUCAACGGACCCACACGGGAAUACCCUCGGCCUCUUAUCUCGCAACGUGCAAUCGCUUUAGAAAGUAAAUUCUCCAUUUUGUUUAGAUUAGACGAGCGGAUAGGCAGCUUUUUUUUAAGGAGACUGUUAGGAGGAGGAGUAGUAAUAAUCAUUGACAGAGAUAGCGAGUUCUUUCAAAGAGAUUAUUAUGUUUUGUUGUAAAUUGAUGAAUUGUUUUUUGACGAGUACACGUGUAAAUACAAUUUAUGUGCUGUAAGAUCCACCUGUUGAAUAUUUCUAUUCAUAAUUUUUCGGAAGUUUCUACGAAGUUUAUUUUCGUUGAAAGGACAUUGUAAGGCAGUGACUUAAACACUAAAAUAUACGCAUAACGUCUUCGUCUUGAUAAAGAAAAAAAAAAAAGAAAAGAAGAAAAAGAAACGAAAAACUUUGUGAUUCCUGCAAUUCACCCUGGACAGUUCGUUGCAGUCACUCAGUUUUAUUUAAAUAGCGAUCGGGUACGCGUUCGUAUCUUCUUACAAUAGCGAAUACCACCACGUAAAAUAUAUCGGUAGACAUUGUAAAAGUCAAAAGAUAUUUUUCAAAUACGAAAUAUACGAAAGAUCGAUUUUUA